Messenger RNA from Carassius auratus (goldfish), 1196 nucleotides. Its product is annotated as H-2 class I histocompatibility antigen, Q10 alpha chain-like. The transcript is spliced from 4 exons. The coding region runs from base 1 to 999 and encodes 332 amino acids. Gene Ontology annotation, biological process: immune response. Lineage: Eukaryota; Metazoa; Chordata; Actinopteri; Cypriniformes; Cyprinidae. The record is from RefSeq and is a predicted model, not a curated record. Gene Ontology annotation, cellular component: external side of plasma membrane.
AUGUUACAUUACGAUGCAUUGCAGACAGUAAGCGUGGUAAACCGCAUGACUUCUGUAGAUGGGGUUGGAGCAGAAAAGUAUCACUUUUAUCACUUUUACACUUUAAUAAGAAGCUAUUUUAUAUUGCUCUUCAUUGCAGAGAAACACUCGCUGUAUUACAUUUACGUGGGUUUGUCCAAACCUGUCAAUCUGCCGGGCAUCUAUCAGUUCAGUGCUAUGGGUCUGCUAGAUGACAGACAGAUCGACUCUUACAAUAGUGAGGAACAGAAGAAGAUUCCCAGACAGCAGUGGAUGAAAGACAAAAUGACGGAUGAGGAUUACUGGGAAAAAGGCACCCAGUCCAGAAAGAGCAAAGAACAGUGGUUUAAUGUGAAUGUGAUCUUUCUGAUUAAACACAUGAAUCAAAGUGAAUCAGAUCUUCAUGUUCUUCAGUGGAGAACUGGUUGUGAAACUGAGCAACAGGAAAGUGAAGUGAAUUUUUCCAAAGGUGUUUAUGAGUUCAGCUAUGACGGAGAUGACUUUCUGUUGUUUGACGAUGAAGAAUCUCAGUGGGUCGCUUCAGUUGAUACGGCAGCUCUACGAUCCAAGAGGAAAUGGAACAAUUUGCCCAAACUAAACACGUACUUCAAAGGCUAUCUGGAGAAAGAGUGUGUGGACUGGCUCAACAAAUUCAGAGAAUAUGGAAAUGAGGAGCUCAGAAAUGCCUCUCCUCCAGAUGUUCACAUGUUUGCGAGGAAAUCUACCAAAGACAAAUCCAAGCUGAAGAUCACCUGUUUGGCCACUGGCGUUUACCCCAGAGAUGUGAUGAUGAACAUAAGAAAAUAUCGCACAUCUCUGCCUGAAAAUGAGACUGAAUCCUCGGGAAUCAGACCAAACCAUGACGGGACCUCCCAGAUGAAGAAGAGUGUGGAGAUCAGUAAGGAUAAAGAAGCUGAAUAUGAUUGUUUUGUGAACCACAGAACCUUCAAAGAACCAAUCAUCAUCACAUGGGGUAAUUAAAGCAGUUACACAGAAGGAGAUAUGGGGAUCUCUACUGCAUAAUUUAUGGUAGUGUGGGACUGCGUUCACACUCUCCUAUAUUGUACUGGCUCAGGCUGCCCACUGCUCUGGGUGUGUGUUCACAUCGUGUGUGUGUGUGUGUGUACUUGGAUGGAUUAAAUGCAGAGCACAAAUUCAGAGUAUGGGAUACCGGACUU